Messenger RNA from Phragmites australis (common reed), 1366 nucleotides. RefSeq lists its product as uncharacterized. The coding region runs from base 73 to 627 and encodes 184 amino acids. Gene Ontology annotation, cellular component: nuclear membrane; cytoplasm. The transcript is spliced from 4 exons. Gene Ontology annotation, biological process: protein import into nucleus. Lineage: Eukaryota; Viridiplantae; Streptophyta; Magnoliopsida; Poales; Poaceae. The record is from RefSeq and is a predicted model, not a curated record.
AUUAAUCAGGAAGCUAUCAUCGCAUCUGGCUCGCUGCUUGAGUUAUCAUUUCAGAAGGCAGCUAUAUGCUCUAUGGCAAUGCACCGAGGAGCAGCACUUGCAGCAAUGUCGUAUAUGUCAUGUUUUCUUGAGGUUGGCCUUGCUGCUGUGCUAGAAUCCCCAGAGUGCAUCCCUGACGGAUCACCUGGUAUGGUGCUAGUUCAAAUCUUGGCACGCUGUGGUGAAGGUCUAUUAUCUACUGUACUUUAUGCUCUACUUGGUGUAUCAGCCUUGUCAAGGGUGCAUAAAUCUGCCACAAUAUUGCAGCACCUGGCAGCAUUGUGCAGUCUCUGUGAGAGAACGACAUGGAAGGCUGUUCUUUGUUGGGUUUCUCUUUGUGGGUGGCUACAAUCAACGGUCAAAUAUUUGCCCUCUGAGUAUCUAAAGCCAGGGGAAGCUGAAGUGAUUGUUCCACUGUGGCUCAAGGUGCUUGAGGAUGAAGGCUCAGACUAUGUUCACAGCAGGACUGGUGAUAAUGUCAGGAAUCAUCAAGGUUACAUGCAAGGGAAAGGUGGCAGAACACUUAAACGCAUAGUUAGAGAUUUUGCAGAGAGCCAUCGGAAUGUUCCAACCCCCUGUCCUUCAUGAUAUCCAGACGAAACAGCGUUCUGCAGUCCUGCCGAUUCUGAAGUUCCCAUAUUCAUGUUUGGUAGCGUUAAGACGGUGCAUGUGGAAUUGACGCGCAGGCAUGGUACAUAGUGUUGAUCCUAAGGUUCGAUCUCCAUAUGAUUAUUCUUUAUGAAGGACAAGAGGCUAUUCGCUGCUUAUGCAAAGACCUGGCUGGGACAUGGAACCUCGAUUUGUUCUGUACAGCAAAUUACCUAAGGGCUAAAGAUGGACCAGGUAGUAAAAGUAAUGUUUACUUUGAUGACUACGUGGAAUUGAGUCAUUGAGUGGACCACAGCUACAUGGACUUACAAGUUACAAGGCUGAUCAUUUUCAAAGUUGGAAUUUAUACGCCAGAGCUCGAAAUUCUAUUUUUGCAUGGAAAUAUGCACUCUAUGAUAGGCUUGUUGUAACAUUUUGGUAUGCUGCGAAGCUGAGAAAGAAGACUGAGGGGGGGGGGGGGGGGGUCAGGGAAGAUGGAUGCAAUAGCUGUAUAUAUCAUUACUGCGAGAUUAGCGUGAUGUACAAAACAUCCCACUAUAUCCAUACCGGAAUUUUGAGUUUACAUUGGCAAUAUUGGUGGCAUUUUAUACAACUGCUAUCGUGUUGAGUUAAUUUUGAAUGUAUAUAUGCAACUUGAAUAUGGUUUGAAAUGUAUAAUUUUUGGGGCUGAAGGUUCACCUAUAAAAUUUCUGAGCUGAGGGCAAUGCUUUUGAUUCUU